Molecule: messenger RNA, 1114 nt
Organism: Acaulospora colombiana
Lineage: Eukaryota; Fungi; Glomeromycota; Glomeromycetes; Diversisporales; Acaulosporaceae
Source: the annotation of a GenBank genome assembly
CAUAAUUCAACGAGCCAUAACCUCUCUGAACAAGCCUGACUACAAGCAUGUUAUCCCCCUGUUUUCUCCUUUGAACGAACCUCGAGUGGGAAUAAUUGGACUCGAUGCAACACAAAAGUGGUAUCUUAAAUCAUAUGAGGUGAUUCGAAAUAUCACGAACAAGGGUCCUUGGAAUCCGUGGUUAAUAUAUAGCGAAGGUUUAGCCGGUUUAUCGGCUUGGAGAGGUUUUAUGAAAGGCUAUGAAGAGGUGGCACUUGACGUGCACGAAUACCUGAUAUUCGAUCCCAACCUCAUGAGGAUGUCGCAAGAAGAUCAAUUCGUGUUUCCAUGUGCAGCAUGGGGUAUAGCCCUUAACAAUAGUCUUCGGGAUUUUGGAUUGACGUUCGCUGGUGAAUGGUCCGCAACCACCGAUGAUUGCGCUUUAUAUCUUAACGGUGUUGGCGGCAAAGCUGCUUACGAAGGGUCAUGCGCAAAUUCUGAUAUUUCAAACAAUCUUCACAAUGCCGUCACGAAAGCGGCCAUCCAAAAAGCAUUGACAAACCUUGUUGAAAAGGAUGAGGUUGGUUGCAAAACCUAUGGAAAGCAAUCAGUCUACGUGGUGAGACAGGAUCAAUUUGAAUCUCCAUCGGCCGAAGAACUGAAUGAGAUGGACAUGAGGAUUGAAGAACUGAAAAAAGAAGUUAACGAAUACAAGGAUCGAAACAAGCAACUACAAUCGGGUAAUUAUGGUGUAUUGUUUAUACAUAGUUAUGACGCAUCUGAGUCACCUACUUUAUUUAACGAUGAUCUAGUGUUAAAUGGCUUAAACAAUUCGUUGACCAAUGAGCAAAUUAUGGACAGGCUCGAUGCCUUAGAUAAAGAGAAUGAGGGUUACGAGGAACGGCUGAAAGUGUUGAGAUCGGGUUCUAAACAGAUAUCGGCGGAAGAUAAGAAGCGUAUUGACGAGCUGUAUGAGAAAAAUCGUAAACUUUGGAAGCAGAGAAAGAGAAUGUUCAACGAAGUUUUCAACCAAAUCGUAGAGGCCACCGAAAAAAAGGCCAAAGACUUUAUGGAAGAAUUGGGAAUUGAGAUGGACCCAAUUGACAUUAACGAAGACCCUUUGAAAAAUUUGUGA